AUGGAUAAUAUUCAUUUUAAUAAUUAUGUUGUAAAUAAGUCAAAAAAAAAUAGUAUAACAUCAUAUAAUAAUGCUAAUAAUUGUGUAGAUAUGGACAUAAACGGAAAAUAUAAAUUAUAUAAAGAUCGAUAUUAUGAGCCUCAAAAUUAUUAUGUAGAAAAAAAUAUGUUAAUAAAUAAUAAUUGUAUAGGAGAAAAUACAAUGAACAAUAAUUAUGAUUCAAAUUUAAUAAAUAACGAAAAUGGGCAACCUAAUAAUAAAACUUCUAAUUUUUGUGAAAUGAUGCCACAUGGAUAUGUAUAUACACAUAACAAUUUAGAAAAUGAAAUUAUUGAAAAUAGAAACCCCGAAAUGAAUCAUAUUAUGUUAGAUAAACAUCAUAGAAAUAGUAUAGAUGCACAAUCCGAAAAUAGCACAAGUAAUAUUAGUAUUGAUCAUAAUAAAAUAAAUUCAGGAAUGGAAUUAUUAACAUCUGAUUAUGGGCAAAUUGAUAUAAAACAUAUACAAAAAUUUGGAGAUUCAAAUAGAUACAAUUCUAUAAAUAAUAAUAUAAAUCAAAUAAAACAAUAUAAUAAUAAUAAUAAUAAUACCAAUUUACCAAAUAAAAAUGAAAUAACAGAUUCAAAAAAAAGCUUAAGUAAUAAUAAUAUACAACAAUUAUAUAAUAAUAAUGAUUAUGCUAACUAUAGAAAAAAUAUGUCUGCCGAAAAUUUAUAUAAUAAAAAAAAUUAUAAUUGUUAUGAUCUAAAUAAUAAUCGAUUUUAUGUGAAUGAUCAUCAUGUUAAAAAUAAAUUUGAUACAUAUUAUAAUGAUAUAUAUUAUAAUGAACAGUUAAAAGAUGAUAAAAUUAAUUUUGAAAAUAAAAAUAAUAUAAAUAUAAAUAACAUUCCUAGAGGAAGUAUUAAUAAUUCCUUUAUAGAUAUACAAGGAAAUAAUACAUUAAGAUCUUCGAAAAAUUUAACCCCAAAUAUUUCUACAAAUAUAGAUAAUCGAAAUAUAAAUUAUAUAAAUGAUAUGGAUAAAACAAAUAAUAUACCAUCACAUCUAUUACGAAAUUAUUAUUAUAAUAUGUAUGAUGAAGAAGAUCCAUGGGAUUAUCAAAAUCGUAGAAACACAUCAACACCUUCUCAACAACCUAUUGUAAAUAUAUCUCAUCAUUUUUAUAAUGCACUUAAUAGUAGUACUAAUAGUAGUAUGCAUAAUAACAGUUAUGCAAAUAGCAAUGCAAAUAGUAGUAGUGUUAAUAUUUAUUCUGGUGAUUCAUCAAUUAUUGGGCCACAUACUAAUAUUGAAAAUGAAUCUGCAAAUAUCUACUUCUCAGAUCAUAAUAUGAUGUAUAAUAAUCCUUUAUAUUUAAAUGUAAAUAAUUCUAUAACUAAUCCACAUGGAUAUCGAACCGAUAUGAAUUUAGAACCUGGUUAUAACAACUCUGAAACUCCCAAAGAAACUAAUCUAGAUGCACAAGAAAAUAAAAGAGGUGGUAUGGGUUCUAAUACACGAAGAGGAAGUAGAGGAAGAAGAGCUAGAGGUAGUGGAAGAGAACGAACAGGUUCUACAUCUGCUUCUACAAAAGAUGCUACAACAACUAAUAAUUCGGUAGGAAGAACCAGAGGUAGAACUAGAGGAUCUGUAAGAGCCAACAAAACAGGAAGAACUGGAAGAUCAAGAAUGGGAAUAAGAACCCAAAGAGGUGCUGAAAAAUCGGGAAAAGUUGAAAGAACAGAUGCGCUAGUAGAUGAGAUAUCGAAAGAGGAAAUGCCAAAGGAGGAAAUGCCAAAAGAGGAAGUGUAUAAAGAGGAAGUGUAUAAAGAUGAAAUGUAUAAAGAUGAGAUGUAUAAAGAGGAAAUGUAUAAAGAGGAAAUGUAUAAAGAUGACAUGCUCAAAGAUGACGUGUCAAAAGAGGAAAAGUUCGAAGAAAAUUCUAUAAACAAUUUAAAUGAUGUAGAUAUUAAUAAUAGUCAUAAUUUGAAUAAGUCAGAUGCAGACGAAAUAACACAUGAUGCUCCAUAUAAUAAUGAAGAAGAUACAGUUAUUCUAGAUGAUUAUUCAAAUGUUAUUGAUUUAUCUGGAACUACAAAUAUUAUAGAUCUAACUUCUAAUAACAAUCAUCCAAAUAAAAUAGAAAAUAAAUGUGAUAAUUAUCAAAAUCAAGAAUCUCCAAAUUAUUAUUAUCAUUACUGUUUCUAUAAUAUGUCAUAUAUAUAUGCUAAAGGAGAAAGUAUUCAAUUUUAUAAUUUUAAUUCUAGUGUUAGAAAAAAUUAUAUAAAAUUAAAAAAUAAUUAUUAUAAAAAUAAGAAAAUGUGGUAUAAAUAUAAUGCAAACAAAAUUUAUGGAUAUUUAUUAAAAAAAAAUAAAAAACAAAAUAUUAAUCUACAUACAAAUGAUAGCAUUGAAUAUGAUUAUAAUACACAAAAUAAAAUUUUAUUAAAUAAUAAAAAUGAAUCCAUUAAUGAUAAAUCUUUUUGUGAUGUUAAAAAUGAAGAUUUAUUAUUAGAAAUGGAUAAUAAAAAUUCAAAUCAACCUAUUAUAUCUUCAAUUCCAAAAAUAAAAAAUAAUAAUUUUACAAAAAAAAUUAAUUAUUUACCAUUUCAUCUUAAACAUGGAACAACAAAAGAAUAUUUUUAUUCAAAUUAUAAUGAUUCUAAUAAUGUUAGUGAUAAUAUUGAAAAUGGAAACCGAUCUGAUGAUGAUUGUAUAUAUAGAUAUAGUUUUAAAAAACAAAAUAAGAAAAAUGGACAAAAUAAGCAAAAUAAACAAUUAUUUAAUAUAUGUAAUGAAGAUAAACAUUUUUGCAAAUAUUUAAGUGAUGAUGAUAUUUCUUAUGAAAACUAUUUUAACUAUUUUUGUGAAAACGCUAACUCUCAUCCUACUGCUACUGCUACCAUGUCAACUUAUUUUCUUUAUUUUAAAAUACCCAACAAAAAAAAAUUACGUCAAAAAGUUACAUCUAUGAACCCAAAAAAUGAAUUUAAUUACAACGGGUUCUUAAAUUCUUUUCAUACAAAAAAUGAUACCGUUAAUGAAGAAAAUAUCAAUGGAUGUGAAAAUAAAAACACCAUUGAUUCCUCAUUAGAUAAAACAGAAAAAGAAGUUGAAAAUGAAUCAAAUAUUCUUGAUUAUGUAGAUGCAAAUGAUUCCAUUCUUUCUGAUUCAAAUCAUAUAUUUGUAACAUGUUAUGAAAAUUUAUUGAUAAAUAAAAAAAUUAAAACACAUUAUCUAAAUUAUUUUGUAGAACGUUUAUUCAAUAUGAAUGAUAAUAAUGAUAAUAAUGAUAAUAAUGAUAAUAAUGAUAAUAAUGAUAAUUCAGGUUAUUGUAAUGUUCCUAAAAUAAAAAUAAAUAAAUGUGAUAAUCUAAAAGAUGAAACCAAUAUUAAUUCUUUAGAAGAAAAUAUUUCAGAUUCUAACGAAAUAAAUGAUGUUACAAUCAAAUCCGAAGAAUCUCCACAAAAUAAAAAAAGUGGAGGAUUCUUUUUUAACACAAAUUUCUUUUUUUCUAAAAAAAAUGAAACAGAAAAAACAGGAGGAAAGUUUCUAUCACGCUUAUUUAGUCGAAAAAAAAAUGAUGAUACUACAGAAAAAGAUGACAAUUCUGUAGAAAAAAAUAACUCUGUAGAAAAAAGUGGUGAUAGUGUCGAAAAGAAUGAUGAUAGUGUUGAAAAAAGCGGUGAUAGUGUUGAAAAAAGCGGUGAAAGUUGUGAACGUGGUGAAAGUGGCGAAAGUGGUGAAAAAAAUAAUAUAAAAGAAAGAAAGGAAUUAAGGAAUACUCGAAAAUCACAUCUAUUGAAGAGUAUAUUACCUAAUGAUGAAACUUUAAAUUAUCAUAAUAUGGAAAGAAAAUAUACAUACGAAUAUAAUAGUAAAAAUAUUAAAACCGAAAAAAAUAAUGAUAAAACAUAUUCAUUAGCAGAUACAAAUAUUGAACGAUCAAAUGAAACACCACAUAUAGAUCAAGACGAAAUGGGUGGUUAUGGAAAUGAUUAUUUUAUUACAAAUAAAAAUAUGAUGAUACAUAAUUUUAGUUAUAAUUUAAAUAAUAAUAAUUAUUACAAUCCUGUAAAUACAUACAAUCAUAAUAAUUAUGAAUGCAAUAGCAGUUAUGAAAAUACAAAUUAUGGAACCAGCAAUUGUGGAGUUAGCAAUUAUGGAGCUACCAAUCAAUUUAAGAGGCAACAAAAAAUACCAAUAGAUAAUGAACCAAUAGAUAAUGAACCAAUAGAUAAUGAACAAAUAGAUAAUGAAGAAUCAAAAAUAAGAAAAAGAAGAAAAAGAAAUAAUUUUAACAUAAAUAAUUCAGAAACAACGAGACCUGAAGAAGAUUCUGAACCCAAUAAUUCAAAUAAUGUAAUGUAUAAACAUCUUAAACAAUCUAAAAAUACAAAUGAUGUAUCACAAUUACAUUUUAGUGAAAUAAAAAAUAUGUUAAAAGAUUUAACAAUAUUACAAAGUGGACCUAAUUGGAAAACAUAUAAAAUGGAUGGUUUACCAAAAGAAUUAUUUAAAAAUAUACGACCAAUAAAUCAAAGAGUAACCGGAUUUAAAACUGUUUUAUUAGUUGAUGACUUGUUUGAAAAAUUAUGGGAAUUUCCACAUACAGAUAUAAUAAAAGUACGGACUGUUACUAGAGGUGAUCAAUUUAUAGGAGAUAUAAGAAUCGAUUUCUAUUACAAACAAAGCGAACGAACUCUAUGCCGCGCUUGUGGCCGCCACAUUUUGAAGCAAAAGUUUGCUACUGAGCAUUACCAGAGGAACAUCUACUGCUGGAAAGAAGUCAUGUGGAGAAUCGGAAUCCCCGAGUUGUAUUACUACAACACCGUUCGUAACGAAAUCGAAGUGGAGAACAAUGAGAAGCAAGCCAUGCUCGAAAAAACGCUAUUUAUGUAUAACCAAGAUUUGAUUAAAAAGGCGACAAAUUUCGUGAACAAGGAGUUAAAAUAUUAUGAAGAUAAUGUAGUGAGCAAAGAAAAAAAAUCAGAAAAAAAAAAAUCGUUAGAAUUGGAUAUACUAAUAUUAGAAGAUAAUAACAUUAUCUUACCAACAAUAAAAAAUGAAAUGGAUGAACCUUAUUUUGAAAUUUCUGGUAUAUAUCCAAGUAAUGGAUUCCCAGAUGAAAACACAUCUAACAAUUUUUGUUAUAUAAAAAUAUCUUUUAAUAAAUUAGGAGGCAUGGUUUUAAGAGAUUUGUUUACAUUAGAAUGUGAAUUUUUAGUUGAUUGGGGAGAUAAUUUAUUAAUUCAAGCAAAAAAAUAUACACUUCAUGAAGCUUUUAAUAAUACUAAUUUAUAUGAUGUUAAUUUAAGAAAUUUAUAUGAUCAAGGUUUUGCAUAUUUAAAAUGUAAUAUUCCUCCAAAAAAUAAUAAAAUAAUAAAUUUAAAAGUUAGAAUUCCAAAAACAGUUUGGCAUUAUUGGGAAGCUAUAGCAGAUAAUUCAUAUAAAAUUAAUUAUGAAUUUUUAGAUAAGCAAAAUGCUCACAAACAAUUAUUAUGUUAUUUAUAUAUGGAUAAUACAAAUAAAAAUGGAACCCCAACACUUGCUCCCCCAUCUGCUCCGACACUACAUCCAGAAACUGGAAGACAUAUUUCGAUUCCAGAAAGUGAAGUUAAUAAUGAUAAAACACAAAUAGAACAUACUAUUGCUGCUACUGAAUAUAAUCGUUCUGAUGAAAAAAAUACUGAAAUAACUAGUGUAGAUGAGAAUAUAAAAAAUAUAAAUAAACAACAAUUACAACCUAUGAUAAAUAGCCAUUAUAGUAUUGAUAAUAUGAUUCAGGCAGGUCUUUUAAAAAAAGAUGAUAUUAUAAAUGGAUCAGAAGCAGAUACAUCUACAUCUGGAACAUCUAUUAUGCCAUUAACACGUGCAGGAACUUUACAAUAUAUCAAUAAUAAAAAAAAUAAAUUUAUCUCUCAUAAUGGUCCUAUUAGUGGAGGAGUUGGAAAUAUACAAUUCGAUUAUUUAAAUAACAAAACUAUGUCAUAUAAUACUUUUAAUGGAAUGAAAGGUGAAGGAGAGUAUCCUUAUUUUAAUAAAAAAAUGGGAUAUAAUAAUAAUUCGACAAAACCUUACACAAACUUUGAUACCAAUAUGGUUACUGGUUUACCAUAUAAAAACUUUUAA
This is a messenger RNA of Plasmodium yoelii, 6111 nucleotides long. RefSeq names its product conserved protein, unknown function. NCBI's taxonomy places the organism in Eukaryota, Apicomplexa, Aconoidasida, Haemosporida, Plasmodiidae. Bases 1 to 6111 code for a protein of 2036 amino acids. The transcript has 3 exons. The record is from RefSeq and is a predicted model, not a curated record.